AUACUUUCAACCGGCAUUAUUUGCCUUGCAUCCCGGCAAUGGCACGUCGACCGACUGGAAGCAUUUCAAGGCUCAGACUUCCCGUGCUGAUCGCUUUGGCCAUCGGCACCCAUGUGGCAUUCGUCAUUGGCUGGAACAAGGCACCGGCGCCAGCGCCGGAGUUCCGCACAGCCUUGGCGGCCGUCGUGGCGGAGCCUAAGGCAACCUCAGAGGCUGCCCUGCUGCCGGGUGAGCGCUAUAUUGCUUCAAAUCGCUUCGCAGUGCGGGAGGGCGCAGAGGCUGCCUUUGAGCAGCGCUGGGCCCAGCGAAAGUCGUCCUUGCUGACUCUGCCUGGCUUCCGUUGGUUUUCGCUGAUGCGAAGGGUGGCGACGGAAGGGUCGGACCCACCAGAUGAUUACAGCUACAUCUCCUUCACAAUUUGGGAGACAAAGAAGGACUUCAACUUCUGGAGGAAAGGCCCAGCGUUCAAGGAGGCUCAUGGUGGAGGAGGCAUUAUGGACUUCCUUGGCAUGAUCGUGAGCGGCUUCAUGACCAGCAAGGGUCCGCCAAAGCCCUUCUUCUGGGAAGGCCUGGCGCCGGUGGCCUCCGCCGACUCCCAGCGGCUGCUGUCUGGCCCGGGAGGUCGGCCCGAGGCGGAUGGCAAGACUCUCUUGGACCCCGAGGUCUUUGUGGCCACGAAGCGCUUCAAUGUGGCCAAGGGCCGUGAGGAGGACUUCGAGAAGUUUUGGUCCGAGCGAGGAGACUCCCAGGGCACUGGCUUUCGAUUUUCCCAGCUCCUUCGACGAGACCAAGUCCCAGAUGACAACUGUAACUACCUGGGUGUGACUGUCUGGGAUGACCGAGCGGCCUUUGAGAAAUCAACUGGAAUGGAUGAUGCUGGCAAGCACCUUACAAGCAGUCCAAGCAACGCACAGAGAAGCCGGGCAGUGCAAUUGUGGAAGGGCGUCCGGGGCCAGCGGCCAGAGCAUCCAUGGACAAAAGUCUUCCUGAUGACUAUUGUGCCGACAGGAGAUAUGCUUGCGGGACAGCCGAUGACACUCCUGUACGAAGGCAAGCUCGUGCUUGAAAGUGAGGCUGGGCCUUGAAGUUUGCUCAGGGCAGCUGGCAGCGAGGCUGCGCGUUUCAGCAAUGUCCCGAAGGAGCCCCGCAACGCGUUGCGGGGCUCUUGUACAGACAGGUUCCACCUGGACUCAUGCUUUGCACUAGCCGAUUUAGAUGACCGCUCAAGUGCAGUGGCAGAAGACUUGAAGCUCGAAUCAUGCUUGAUUCAAGCGAUGCCGCGGCGUCGGCCGCUGCACUCAAGUAACACGACUGCAGACCUUG
Effrenium voratum is the source of this 1323-nucleotide messenger RNA. The record is from the annotation of a GenBank genome assembly. Lineage: Eukaryota; Dinophyceae; Suessiales; Symbiodiniaceae.